Molecule: messenger RNA, 1740 nt
Organism: Solanum pennellii
Lineage: Eukaryota; Viridiplantae; Streptophyta; Magnoliopsida; Solanales; Solanaceae
Exons: 5
Coding region: 1-1740 (579 amino acids)
Source: RefSeq, a predicted model, not a curated record
AUGAAAAGCAUCGAGAAACACAUGAAGAGCAUGCAAGGGUUAGGAGGGCACAAAAGUGUCGCAUUCAAAGACUUAUGUAUGUUCCCAAAUGUCCACCUGCCACCUGGGUUCAGAACCCCUAAGUUUGAUAAGUAUGAUGGACACGGUGAUCCCAUAGCCCACCUUAAGAGAUAUUGUAAUCAACUUCGGGGUGCAGGGGGUAAAGAAGAAUUGCUCAUGGCUUAUUUUGGUGAGAGCCUGACUGGUGUUGCCUCAGAAUGGAAGACUGUUUCACACAGCAAUCAAAAUUGGGGAAAUGGUCGAAAGUGGUCUCAAAAUAGGAAGGAUCGUGAGCCAGUAUCUCCAUCUCCGUACACGGUCUUAAAUGCUCAGUCAUAUGUGCAUCCUCCCAAUCGACCACAUUUUCAGGCCCCAUCUCAAGGAAACUUUCGCCCACAACGGCCACCCUAUCAGGUCCCUUACAACUCUCUUCUUAUGCAGAAUUAUGCUGAAGAUCAAGCACAGAAAAAGAAAUUCACUCCAUUUGGAGAGUCGUACUCCAACUUGUUUCAAAAGUUAAGAAAGAUAGGAGCGAUUCAGUGUAUCCCACCACAUCGUCUGAAUCCAAAUGCUCCAGGUUUCCAAGCCAAUGAAAGAUGUGAAUACCAUUCAGGAGCCCCAGGACACAACACUGAUAAUUGUUGGACCUUGAAGGGAGCAAUAGAGAAACUAAUCGAGCAUGGAGUUUUUGUUGUGACAGAUGAUCAAAACACUCCCAAUGUGACCAAUAACCCACUUCCAGCUGAAAACAACUUAUUGGGUAUGGUUUGUGAUGAUCAAGAGUACAAAUUCCUCAGCAAAAUGGGAAAGUUGUUUAGGAAGAUCGGAGAAGAAGGCAAGUCAAUGAAGAGUUUAGAACCAGUUGCAUCUCUGAGUGUGGAAGGUAUCAAUCUUGACACCAAAGUCUUGUGCGUCCCGGGGGUAUCAAAGGGGAUUGAACUUCCAGUAUUUGAUUCAAAGGUUGUCCCUUGGAACUAUAACAAAACCGCAGUGGUUUAUCGAGGAAAGGAGAUUGUCAAAGAAGUUGAUGAAGCGGGGGGUUUGACACGCUCUGGAAGAUGUUAUUCUCCAGAAGAAUUAAGAAAAGGGAAGAUGACUGAAAAUAUCGAUGUACCACUAAAAAAAGCAGUUACUGAAGAAGAAAAUGUAGAAUUUCUAAAAAAGCUUAAGGUUCCAGAUUACUCUGUCGUGGAACAAUUGAAGAAGACGCCUGCACAGAUUUCACUGUUGUCUCUACUUUUGCACUCAGAAGAACAUCGCCUUGUGUUGAAUAAGGAGGGAGCUGGACACAACAAAGCUUUGCAUCUUACAGUGACAUGUGAAGGUUACUAUGUCAAAAGGGUCAUGAUAGAUGGAGGGUCAGGGGUAGACAUAUGUCCUCUUUUUACGCUGCAAAGCUUGAAAGUUAACACUGACAGAAUUCGCCCCAGUAAUGUAUUUGUGCAAGCUUUUGACGGCUCAAUGAGGGAUACCAUUGGUGAAAUCAAGUUAAACAUGACAAUUGGGCCAGUAGUCUUUACGAUUGUGUUCCAAGUAAUGGAUAUGGAAACAUCUUAUAAUUUUCUACUAGGAAGGCCAUGGAUCCACAUGGCUCGAGCCGUCCUAUCAACUCUACAUCAAGUUGUCAAGUUUGAGUACAACACUGUUCAUGGGGAAGAUGAUUCACCUAUUUACAUAGAUCCAUCCGUCCCAUUUAUUUAG